AUGAAAAUUCAGCCUUUAUCUGAGUUAUUGUCAAAUUUAUUGCAUGAACAGUUUCCAUCUACUUUUCCACUUAUUGAAUAAUAAACAUUAGCUCCAAUACCAAAAGACUUAAUCAAAAUAAAUUAGAUUUUUGGUUAUGUCCCUCUUUUUGAAUACUUAAUACUUCCUGUAAAAUAAUAAGGUUAUAAACCAGUUUAAAACUACUAACCAAAAGAUAUAUUUCAAAUGUUUAAAAACGUUAAAUUUUAAAAUAAAGAAAAAUAAUUAUUAUAAAAGGGCAAUGAUCAUUUGAGAUUGAUUUUUUUAGGUACAUGCUCAAUGAAACCUGGAUAAUUAAGAAAUGUUUCUGGGAUAAUUUUGAUGAAUGAAAAAUUGAAUUCAAAUAUAAUUUUAGAUUGUGGAGAAGGAACUUAUAAAUAGAUAACAGAUGAAAAAAUAAUGCUUAAUAAUAAACCAUUGAUUAUUUGGAUUAGUCAUGCACAUAGUGAUCAUCAUUUAGGCUUAUUACAGAUAACAUAUAAUUUACGUAAUAGCCAAAAGGACAUAUAUUUAAUAGUACCAGCAAUUGUAGUGCCUUGGCUAAUGUAUUUUCAGUAAAUUUUAGGAGAAUAGCGUAAUUGGAAAAUUAUUGUAUCACAAUAGUUUGAUGAAGAAUUUAAAGAUGAUAUAAACUAACUUAUAAUAGAUUGUUUUAAUUAAUGUAGAAUAAGAUAAGGUGAUUAAGUUUAAAUUGAAAAUGAAUAGAAUUUCUAUAAAAAUUAUAAAGAUCUUUUAGAUUGUUUAAAAGACUAAUUUGAAUUAGAUUCAAUAAAAGUUACACCUGUGGAACAUUGCCCAUAAUCUUAUGGAGUAAGAUUAAAUUUAUGUGAUGGAAGAUCUAUAUCUUAUUCUGGGGAUACAAGACCAUGUGAUAAAUUUGCAAAAUUAUCAAAAAAUGUUGAUGUUCUUAUUCAUGAAUCAACUUUUACAGACGAUUUAUAAGAAAAUGCACUUUAAAAUAUGCACUCUACUAUUUCUGAAGCAAUCAAAAUAGGUAUGAUAGCUAAUGCAAACGUGAUUACAUUGACUCAUUAUUCUCAAAGAUAUUCAAGAUAAAUUGAAAUUAAUUAAGAGAACUUGGAAAAUGAGAAAGUAGUUUUUUCGUGUGAUCAUUUUGGAGGAUAUUUAAAUGAAUAUUCUACAUUAAGCGAAUUAAGUAAAUAGAUUAUAUAAUUAUUUAAUGAAUGA
This is a messenger RNA of Paramecium sonneborni, 1227 nucleotides long. NCBI's taxonomy places the organism in Eukaryota, Ciliophora, Oligohymenophorea, Peniculida, Parameciidae. The record is from the annotation of a GenBank genome assembly.